Molecule: messenger RNA, 1451 nt
Organism: Leptonychotes weddellii (Weddell seal)
Lineage: Eukaryota; Metazoa; Chordata; Mammalia; Carnivora; Phocidae
Source: RefSeq, a predicted model, not a curated record
UAAACUUUCUUUCUUGUCAUUUUCAGGGAAUCUGGGAAAAAUUGCAAAGUCUAUACCUUUAGUAAGGAUGGCACCUUGUUUGCCUGGGGCAACGGAGAAAAAAUAAAUGUUAUCAAUGUCACUAACAAGGGAUUGCUGCACUCCUUCGACCUCCCAAAGGCAGUUUGCCUUGAGUUUUCACCAAAAAACACUGUCCUGGCAACGUGGCAGCCUUAUACUACUUCUAAAGAUGGCACAGCUGGAAUACCCAACCUACAACUUUAUGAUGUGAAAACGGGUACAUGUUUGAAGUCUUUCAUCCAGAAAAAAAUGCAAAAUUGGUGUCCCUCUUGGUCAGAAGAUGAAACUAUCUGUGCCCGAAAUGUUAACAACGAAGUUCACUUCUUUGAAAACAACAAUUUUAACACAAUUGCAAAUAAAUUGCAUUUGCAAAAAAUUAAUGAUUUUGUGUUAUCACCUGGACCCCAACCUUACAAGGUGGCUGUCUAUGUUCCAGGAAGUAAGGGUGCACCUUCAUUUGUUAGAUUGUAUCAGUACCCCAAUUUUGAUGGACCUCAUGCAGCUUUAGCUAAUAAAAGUUUCUUUAAAGCUGAUAAGGUUACAAUGCUAUGGAAUAAAAAAGCUACUGCUGUGUUAGUAAUAGCUAGCACAGAUGUCGACAAGACAGGAGCAUCCUACUAUGGAGAACAAACACUGCACUACAUUGCAGCAAAUGGAGAAAGUGCUGUUGUGCAAUUGCGUGAGUAUCCCAGUCAUCUUCUUGUGAUAAAACAAUAGAGCACUAUGCCAUAAAGAGAAUCUAAUCCAAAUUCUUGAUCACGUGAUAAAACUCAAAUAUUUUAAUAGCCUUUAAGGCGAAAUUUCUCUUAGUUAAUAAACUUACUGUCAUCCCCACACAUAGAUUAUUUUGACAAAAUCCAGUUAAUUUAGUUCUGGGGAACUUGAUAAGUGAAAUAAUUUCAUUGUAGCAACUCUUUGGGGACUUACUUAUUAUGACAGUAAGUUGGUCUAGUGGGUUUAGCAUUGUCUUCAGAACUGAGGAAUGUUACCAUUUCAUCUUUUGUUUUGAUGAUAUAAAUUGCUGUAGAAUAAUACAGUUCUAAAAUUCUGGCAACUUCUUGAUUUUUCAUUUUGAACUGAAUAUGUAAAAGUAAGAUAAACUUCAUUAUAAAAAAACUAUGUAUUCCCUUUGAAGUCAGAAAGGAAACAAGGAUGACUCCUCUUUCUACUAUAAUUUAACAUUCUGAAAGACCUAGUCAGUGUAACUGAUCAAAAGAAUAAAUACACAAUUUUGAAAGGAGAAAACAGAAUCAUAUCUGUGCAUGUACAUGAAGUCACAGUAUAAACAGCCACUUAAAAAACAUAAUGGAAGGAAAGAUCCCAUAUAGACUAACAUAAAGGCAAGAAAUAAAUAGGACUAAUGGGAAGAAAACUUCAAAACUUCUAAGGGA